Trichobilharzia regenti is the source of this 301-nucleotide messenger RNA. The record is from the annotation of a GenBank genome assembly. Lineage: Eukaryota; Metazoa; Platyhelminthes; Trematoda; Strigeidida; Schistosomatidae.
AUGCAUAUUCAGUAUUUCUUCCUCCUUAGCCUUGUCCUGGCAGUGUGUUGUGUACAAGCUUUCGAAGUGACCAACUUCACAGUUACUCUCAGUCCCGGGAGAGAAGUUGUCUACGUGGUGACUGAGGGUAGUUGUGGGGAGUGCUUUUGCUGGAUCAAUCGCAUUUCAGAGCUGCCCGAUGAUUUCGUUGGAGUAGAAAAUGGAACCCAAAUCUGUCCCUUAUGUGAAUGCACAUAAUUUCUGGCUUUCGGGACGAAUGAAGGCGAUUAGUGUCUCCCAUGAUUAGUGUGUAGUUUGUAGC